This is a messenger RNA of Cavia porcellus (domestic guinea pig), 1669 nucleotides long. RefSeq names its product homeobox protein NANOG. NCBI's taxonomy places the organism in Eukaryota, Metazoa, Chordata, Mammalia, Rodentia, Caviidae. Bases 278 to 829 code for a protein of 183 amino acids. Gene Ontology annotation, molecular function: DNA-binding transcription factor activity, RNA polymerase II-specific; RNA polymerase II cis-regulatory region sequence-specific DNA binding. The record is from RefSeq and is a predicted model, not a curated record. Gene Ontology annotation, biological process: regulation of transcription by RNA polymerase II. The transcript is spliced from 3 exons.
CAUUACCUGGGUCUAAGGUUGUAAGUUGUAUGAAAGUGAUUUGAAAAAUAUACAUUUAAAAUUUCAGUAUUUGAAAACUAUAGUUCUGGAGUCAAGUGUUGCUUUCUUGUCCCCAGCAGCCUCUCCCAUCACUUCCUCUGGGAAUCUGCUCACCCAGGAGACCCCCGACUCCUCCAUCCCCUGUGCCACCCUACCCAGCUCCCUGGAGGCCUUGGGCAGGAAGGAGGAGGGGAAGGUCGCAGGUAGGAAGCUGAAGCCCUACACCGUCCUUUCGAAGAUGCAGCUAUGUGUGCUCAGAGACCGCUUCCAGAGGCAGCAGUACCUCAACCUGCAGCACAUACAGGAGCUAUCCAGCCUCCUGAACCUCAGCUGCAAGCAGAUUAAGACCUGGUUCCAAAAUCAGAGAAUGAAAUGCAAGAAAUGGCAGAAAAGCACUGGGCUGCAGAACGGUUCUGGUGCACCUGAGAAGGUUCCAGCCCCAGCAGAGUACCCAGGUGUCUGCUCCAACUAUGCCCAGAGCUGCCUGGUGAACACAUCUGGAAACCUUCCCAUGUGGGGCAACCAGACCUGGAACAACUCAGCCUGGAGCAGCCAGACCUGGGGCAGCCAGUCCUGGGGCAACCACUCUUGGAACACGGAGACCUGGAACACGCAGAGCUGGUGCCCCCAAGCCUGGAACAGCCCAUUCCCCAGCUUCGGAGAGGAGUCCCUGCAGCCCUGCCUGCCUUUCCCACAGAAUUUCCCCACCAGCAACUUGGAGGCCAUGCUGGAAGCAGUCGGGGACAGCCAGGAGUACUGUACCACUCCUAGGCCCUGGAUCUUUUCCUAAAUUAUGCCAGGAACUUGCUGCUUGAAGAUCUAGGAAGGUGGACACUCCUUUCCUUCCUGCAGGGUUUUGCUGUUUUAGGGUGGUACUGUUUCUCAUUGUAACUUUGGUGACAACACUGGGAUGUGGGCAGCACUGGAGUCUGAAGGAGGAGCCUUCAGUGACCUUGUGUGUUGCAGGGAGGUGGUGUCUGGGUACAGCACUGUCGGAUGUCUGGAUGGGGAACCCAACUCAAGGGGGACAAAAAGCUGUGAUGAAGUGUCAUUGCUGUUUUCUGGGAAUGCAGGGCUUUGCUUGUUAAAACUGCACACAUCCCUUUUGGGACCUGGGUAGGGUGCUUGCCUGUCGUGCUUGAGGUCCUGGGAUCCAUACCUGAACUGCAAAAAGACCUGGUAAAUUCCACCCUUGUGUGUGAAACUGGGAGUGAAUCCAAGACCUUCAUAUUGAGAUGCAUUCCUGCCCCACCCUCUUCUGAAACAAAGUCUUGCUGUGGGCUUCAAUUUGGGAUCCUUCUGCCUCAGCCUUCCAAAAUGCUAGGGAUCCUCUUGUGUGCCAUUACACUGGGCUAGAAAUACUUGUUUUCAAUGUCAGUUCUUCAGGUGAAGGGUUAAGUUACAGUGCGCUGCCCUGUUCCCCUCCAGCCCAAUACUCUGGGCUGUGGGUUUGUUGUGACCCCCACUGUGUUGACUUAUAUUUGUAGAAAGAUGUCUUACACACAUCACAGCUGCAUCCUGAUGAAUCUGGUAUGACUGUUUGGCUUUUUUAAGUGCAAAUGAAUAAGAAAGUUUUUGUCUAUGCUUAGUUUCACCUGGUGGUUCAAUGAGUAAAAAUUUGGCCAAAUAA